Molecule: messenger RNA, 1364 nt
Organism: Macroventuria anomochaeta
Lineage: Eukaryota; Fungi; Ascomycota; Dothideomycetes; Pleosporales; Didymellaceae
Product: polysaccharide lyase family 1 protein
Exons: 4
Coding region: 82-1254 (390 amino acids)
Molecular function (GO): pectate lyase activity
Source: RefSeq, a predicted model, not a curated record
AUACUCAAGGCAUCUUCCCUUUACACUCUUUACAUUCUAUUCACCUCAGUCUCUCACUUCCUAUUCGCUUCUAAAUUCAUCAUGAAGAUCUUCGCUUUUGCUGCUCUUGCCAGCCUGGCGCAUAUGGCAAGCGCAGUCGGCGUUGUUGGCAAGGCUGAAGGUUUCGCGGCUGGAGUUACUGGAGGCGGCAGCGCCACUCCACAGUAUCCAAAGGACAUCAGUGAGCUGACUACGUGGUUGACCGACUCUACCGCGCGUGUAAUCGUCCUUGACAAGACUUUCGACUACACCACAUCAGAGGGAACAGUCACUGGCACUGCUUGCGCAAGCUGGGGAACUGGAGCCAAGUGCCAACGUAUCUUGUUGGACUCCUGUGAUGCUGGCCAGGUCAAGGAGACCGUUACUUACUACAAAGCUGCGAAGUCGCCCAUCAAGGUUGGUUCCAACAAGACCAUCCUGGGUAUUGGAUCCAAGGGUAUCAUCAAGGGCAAGGGUCUGUCCUUCGCCGGCAAGAACGUCAUUGUCCAGAACAUUCAGGUCAGUGACUUGAACCACAAGUAUGUCUGGGGUGGAGAUGCUCUCUCUUUCGCCGGAGCCGACCUUAUCUGGAUUGACCACGUCACUACUGCUCGUCCCGGCCGUCAGCACUACGUCUUUGGCUACACACCUAGCACCCGCAUCACUCUCUCCAGCAACUUCAUCAACGGCGCCUCCGACUACUCCACCGGCUGCGACGAGUACCACUACUGGGUCUUCGAGAUGGUCGGCACUGGCGACUCCAUCACCAUGAAGCACAACUACAUCACCAAGACCGCUGGCCGUGGCCCUGCCCUCAGCGGAAAGACUCUCCUCCAUGCCGUCAACAACGUCUGGUUCGACGUCAAGGGCCACUUGCUUGAGGGUGGCGAUGCCGGUGCUCGUGGUAUCUUCGAGGGUAACGUCUUCAACAACGUCCAGAACGUUGUUGCCGACUACAAGGGCAAGCUCUUCGGUUCUCCUGACGCCAGCACAAACGUGCAGUGCAGCACUGCUCUCGGCAGGUCUUGCCAGGUCAACCUCUUCCAGGGUACUACGACGACUGCUAGCACUUUGACUAGCAAGAAGGACACAAGCUUCUUUGGCGAGUUCACGGGCUUGACUAUUGCGAGUGCUAAGACUGCUUCUGAGAUUGCCUCCAGGGUCCCAAAUGCGGCUGGUAUCGGUAAGCUUUCUGCGCUUGCUGGAAGGUCCGCGUCAGUCAGGUUCAGGGAGUAAAAGCAUGCCGGUAUCGCACCUCUGCAAUCCGUAUGGCUUGUCUCUCCUUGAAUGUUGAAAAUUUCUUUGUACAUACUUCGGUAGUGGCUGUUCGUAUGAUGGGUGAGUGG